This is a messenger RNA of Drosophila mojavensis, 5066 nucleotides long. RefSeq names its product probable serine/threonine-protein kinase DDB_G0267686 (gene pdm3). Gene Ontology annotation, biological process: regulation of transcription by RNA polymerase II. The transcript has 12 exons. Bases 767 to 4798 code for a protein of 1343 amino acids. NCBI's taxonomy places the organism in Eukaryota, Metazoa, Arthropoda, Insecta, Diptera, Drosophilidae. Gene Ontology annotation, molecular function: DNA-binding transcription factor activity, RNA polymerase II-specific; RNA polymerase II cis-regulatory region sequence-specific DNA binding. The record is from RefSeq and is a predicted model, not a curated record.
CCACACGUUCAUUCAGUCUGUGGACGACUUUGCGCCUGUACGUACCACUCACGCACCGUUACGCUACUGAGCGCGCCUAUACCAUACAGUCGAACGCACACUUACGCAUACACACACUCACACACACACACAAUCACUCACUCACACACACACACACACACUCACACAGAGAGCAACGCGUGUGCAUUUUUGCAUUCCAUUGCCGGCGUGUGCCAGGCAGCAGCAUUUCACAGCUGCAACUGCAACAGCAACCUGAGCAAAAGUAUUCCAAAGAUUUCGCGCGCGCUUAUCUCAAGAAAUCGUCGCGUGUGGCUCAGCAACAACAAAAACAAACAAACAUUAAUCAACAACAACAUCAAUAUCAGCAGCAACAACAACAGCAACAACUUCAAAUUGCAGCAUCUGUGUGUGUGUGAGAUCCAAAAAGUGCAUCAAUUUAUUAUACAAACAUAACUCUCGAUCCCAGUCCGAUCGGCUCUCAGUGCAAUUUUCUUAAAUAUACUACAAAUACUCUUUGGCAAUAUAUCAAAUUUCGGGUUUGACCUAUAGUUCUUGUAAAACUUAUUACGUGUUCGUAAAUAUCUAAACCAAAUUUAUAUAAAUUAUUCUGAAUUAAAACUAAGAAGUGCAAAAAUAUAUAUAAACAAAUAUUAAGUGAAAAUUUCUCAAAAGUUCCAGAGGAAAGCAAAUUAACAAACAUAUUUAAAUUCAACUUUAAUACAUCCAAGAAAACCGACGGCGCACACAAUGCGAGGGGGUCAGUGACAUGGCCGAGGGCUGCGAGGACUCUGCCGGUGCCGCUGAAUCCACAACUUCACAGUAUAAGCACGACACGAUGCUGGGCACGGUGUUGCCUUGUGAGGCGGCUAUUGUUGCGACACCAGGCAGCAGCAGCAGCAGCAGCAGCACCAGUAGCGGCAGCAACAACAACAAUAACAAUAACAACACCAACACCACCAGCAGCAGCAACAACAACAAUACUGCCAGCAAUAUUGUGAAGCGGGAGUUCUGCGAUGGCAGCAUGAUGCCAGGUGCCAGUGUCAACAACAACAACAACAGCAGCGUCAGCAAUAAUAAUAAUAAUAACAAUAACAACAACAAUACCAAAAUGCAAGCAUUGAUAUGCAGCAGCAGUAGCAAUAACAACAACAGCAGCAGCAACAACAACAACAGCAACAAUAACAAUGCAAACAGCAGCAGCAGCUCAUCAUCAUCCUCCUCCUCGUGCUCCUCCUCCUCGUCCAGCUCGUCGGCCAGCACUCUAACAAGCUGCACUACCGCAGCCAUCGUGCCCUCGAACUGCUCCACAAAUGCCAACAAGUCGCCCAGCUCGCCCUACUCCCAAAGCGGAACCAUCGGCCUGGGCAUCGGCGUAGCGCUCGCCAGUCCGCUGCGCGAGGCCAGUCCGCUGCCCAGCCGCUGCUCGCCGGCAGUCGCUGCGGCGCAAUCGCCGUGCGGCGGCGUCACGCCCGCCUCGCCGCCAUCGAUCUCCUCCAACAGCUCGUCGCAUGUGCUGGCGCUCAACAUCAAAACCGAGUCGGACUACGACAAGGAGAUUAGCUGCCACAAGAUACAUUCGCCCAGCAGCAGCAGCAGCAACCACGCCCACCAUUCCCUGCACCACCAGCACCAGCAGCUGCAGCAGCAGCAGCAGCAGCACAUACACCACCACCACCACAACAAUAACAACAGCAACAACAACAACAACAACAACGAAGAUGAAAUGGAGCCAACGCUGCUCUCGCCCGCUCACUCCAAUCACUCGGCCUACGACUGCAAGGAGCACGUCAAGGAGCUGGAGUUCUACAAGAAUCUGGCCGCGAAGGCUGCUUCGCUGGCCAAUCAUCAUCAGCGCGACACGAGCUCCGUCUCGCCCCUGCCCAUGCAAAUCGACGCGGACGAGGACGAAGCGGAGGACCAGACGGCCGAGGCGUUGCGUCUGCGGCGCGAGGAACAGGCGCAGGCCAAGGCAUUCGCGGCGCAUCUAAAUGGAACUAUGCAAGACAUGAUAAAUUUGCAAAAAUUACAAAAUUUGGCCACUCUGCAACAACAGCAACAACAGCAACAACAACAUCCGCAUUCACAUCAUUCCCAUCAUCAUCCCGCCACGGCUGCGGCACUGGCAAGUCUUCAGGGCUUAGCUGCCUCCGUGUUCAACUCACCCCUGAAUCUGAGUGUUGGCGCUGAGGCUGUGACAACAACAACAGCAGCAGCAGCAGCUGUUGCUAGUGGAGUCACUUCAACGUCAGCAGCAGCUGCUGCAGCAAGUCUCUCGCCCAGCAGCAGCAACAACAACAACAACAACAAUGGCGGCUGCCACAACGGCAACAAGCACAAGACGUCAAAGGGCAGCAACAACAACAAUAACAGCAACAACAACGGCAACAACAACGGCAACAACAACAGCAACAACAACAGCAGCAGCAGCGCAGCCGGCAAUUCCGCCAGCCAACAGCCGCAGGAUAAUCCCAGCAGCAGCAGCUCACCGCACGCCCACGCCCUAAACGCGACGACGCUGGCGAAUGUGUUGGCUGCAGCGACCGCAUCGCCACCGCCCGCGCUCCAAGCGCCGCCGGCGAGCGCGCAGAUGCCCCAACUGAUACUCGCCUCCGGCCAACUGGUGCAGGGUGUCCAAGGAGCCCAACUGCUCAUACCCACAGCCCAAGGCAUUGCUGUGCAGACCAUACUUACCAUUCCGGUGAGUCCACAGAUACCCACCAGCGAACAAUUUCUGCCCAAUGCAUUUGGCGCUUUUGCCAGCUAUCAGCAGCAGCAGCAACAGCAACAACAACAGCAGCAACAACAGCAGCAACAGCAACGCGAACAACAACGCGAACAACAACGCGAACAACAACGCGAACUGUUGGCUCCGCCUCUGGCUGCACUGCAGCAUGCGCCAGCCUUGCCGCAAUUGGCCCAAACUCCGACGAAUUUACUGAAGCCGAAUCUGUUUUCGACGGGCGUGCAGCAGCUGCUGACUGCAUUGCAUCCGGAGCUGUUUGCGGCCGCCGCUGCCAAUCAUCAGCAGCAGCAGCGGGAGCAGCGUGAACGCGAGCAGCAGCAGCAGCAGCAGCAACAGUUGGCGGCAGCAGCAGCGGCCGCAGCCGCGGCGAGUCACCUGCCACACACUCACCUGGCCGCCGACCUGCGACGCUCCGCGGAGCGCUCGCCCCCCUCGGGCUCGCCCACCGUGGGCAGCCCGGCGCUGCCGAGCAAACAGCCAGCCCCACCGCCGCCGCCGGCAGCGGCAUUCCUGCUGCAACAGCAGCUGCACAUCAAGCCUGAGACGCAGACGCAUCUGCAUCAUCAUCAUCUGCACAACACGACGGCGACGGCCACAGCGUCGUCGCAUCCGCAGAUCAGCCUGCGGCAUCCGGAUGAGCUGACGGCGCCGCAGCUGGACCUGAAGCCGCUGGAGCUGAAUAGCAGCGGCAGCGUCUCGCCGCCCGCCUUGCCGCCCUCGGCGGCGCUGGCGCGCCAUCACUUUGGCCACAAUCUGCGCACGUCGGCCGCCGUGUCGCCCAAGCACAGUCCGGGCCGUGGCUCGUCCGGCGCCACGGGCAUGAAUCUCAGCCAGCACCACGAGCGGCUGGAGCGCCGCUCCCACACACCAACGGCGACGGCGACCAGGACGAGCACUGGCGGCUCGGCGUCCGUGCACCAUCUGCCGCACGAGCGCACAGCGGGCAACGUGUCCGGCGGACGGCUCACGCCCACGGCGUCCACUCAAUCAGCCAUCGGCAGCAGCGGCAGCAACGACAGAGGCUAUUCAUCUCCGCUGUUCCGCUCGCACUCGCCGCCCGUGCAUCCGCUCAACAUGGGCAGCUCGCCGCGGCUGGACCGCGACUACCUGGGCAACGGGCCCAGCCUGAGCGGCGGCUCCAGCGUCGCCUCCGUCACGGCCACCAGCUGCACGGCGACAGUGAGCGCGUCCAGCGCCACAGGCAACGUACUUAGCAGCAUCAAUAGACUCAACGCCUCCAAUGGCGAGCUAACCAUCACCAAAUCCUUGGGGCCGCCCACGGCUACGGCCACGCGCGCCUCAUCCGCCUCGCCGCGCGACGACUCGCCCCUGCCGGGCCCAUCCACGUCGGGCGUCUCACUCAUGCAGCCCCUGAAGCUCAGCCCCUCCUCGCGCAGCGAGCCGCCCCAGCUGUCGCCCAAUGGCAACGACAAUGACAACGACCUGCUCAUGGAUUCACCGAAUGAGCCCACCAUCAAUCAGGCCACCACCAAUGUGGUCGACGGCAUUGACCUGGACGAGAUCAAGGAGUUCGCCAAGGCGUUCAAGCUGCGACGCCUCUCGCUGGGCCUCACCCAGACCCAGGUGGGCCAGGCGCUAUCCGUGACCGAGGGACCGGCGUACAGCCAGAGUGCCAUAUGCAGUGCACUCGCUGCGCAGAUGUAUGCCGCUCAACUGUCGACGCAACAACAGAACAUGUUCGAGAAACUCGACAUCACACCAAAGAGUGCUCAGAAAAUCAAGCCCGUCUUGGAGCGCUGGAUGAAGGAGGCCGAAGAGAGCCACUGGAAUCGCUACAAAUCGGGACAAAACCAUCUGACCGACUACAUUGGCGUGGAGCCGUCGAAGAAGCGCAAGCGUCGCACCUCCUUCACGCCGCAAGCCCUGGAGCUGUUGAAUGCGCACUUUGAGCGCAAUACGCAUCCAUCGGGCACCGAAAUAACAGGACUCGCCCAUCAGCUGGGCUACGAGCGCGAAGUGAUUCGCAUUUGGUUCUGCAACAAGCGGCAGGCCUUGAAGAACACCGUUCGCAUGAUGUCCAAGGGCAUGGUCUAGGGGGGCGUGCUGCCUUCCAUAUGCUGUAUAUAGUUUGUGUACGUGUGUGUAGAUGUGUGAGUGUAUGUACGUGUGUGUGUGUGUGCGUGUAUUUUGUGAUAGUUUUAAACACUUAGCGCUUAGACUCUAGGCCAUGUAAAGUAAAAGCUGUGUCAUAGCAUUUACCACUAAUGUCUGCAUAUGCCACUCCCCCCUCCACGGAUCGAAUCGAAUGCCAGAAAAAAAAUCAUCUACAAUUUAUGACUAACAUUAAUCAUAUCCCAAAUAG